GGUAGGAAGUAGUAUUCAAAUUGGUAUGUUUUUAUUCUUCUGUUGUUUGGGAGUGGAGGCUCAUUCGUCACAGCUAUCUUUGUUACGCCUUUGGUGGUCAUCCUGGGUUGGUGCAUGGACAAGGACAUGUCCCUGUACUUCACGCUAUUUGAGACCAUCUGUCUAUUUGUCACGGCAUUUGUUGUCAACUUCCUGGUUUUGGAUGGCCGAAGCAACUACCUGGAAGGCUCCUUGCUCAUUGCAGCCUAUGUAAUCAUAGGUGUUGCUGCAUUUUAUUAUCCUGGCAGUGGACAGUCCAGUGAUCUUGGCACUGCUGGAGGAUAAGUGGUUGGCAGGGGUUCAUUGAGACCAAUGUCACGGCGCCGGGUAUAUUAACACCCGACUGCACAGUGGUGGUGGAGUCGAGGAGGGGAUAAUGAGCUACGGGGUGUGGGUUCGGGGACCUGGAAGAAGACGGAUGAUUGAUGUUGCUGGUGGGAAAGGACGAUGGUUACAUUAAACGAGAUUGCCAAUAGUGCUACCUGGCUUAGUGUACACAAUUUCAGAAUGCGAACUACCACUUCUCGGACAUAAUGUUUUCAUGAAUUGCGGGAUUUUGUGCGGCGACAGUAGAACCCUAUGAUACCCUGUAAAUCCCGCUCCGAUGCACGAUAUCUAACACAUCGCCUGCCAAGCCAAAUCGAUUCCCUGGCGCAGGAUUUAGCUGUAGGCAACGAGGCACUGAGUCUCUCUUCUCACGCAGUCCAUACAGCAAGUACACUCUUGGCGCAGCGUUGUCAAGACAGGUCCGACUGCGAUGACUGCAUCAGGAAUGCCCAGCGACAGAUGUGGCUGAGCCUGUCAUUAUUACCGCGUACGGAGUACGAAGUACUACUACGACAGUGGACUGUACAGCCACUCGGUAAGACACACGUGGCUGCUUCAGUCAGGGGCUAUCGGAGGGGCGGGUCUUGGCGUAAUCAAUUGACGUUCCAGAUACAGCGGCUAGCUUGCUGUUUCGCCGUUGUUGCAUUUCGCUUAGGGGAUGGCCUCGCUUGGAGGCAAUUUUCCCUUCUUUUGCAGGAUGUUGUCAUCUACCAUUGGGAAGCGUGUUUAGUGUGGCUAUGCUCAUCCAGAGCGUUGACCUAGUUGAAUCUCCC
Molecule: messenger RNA, 1139 nt
Organism: Aspergillus welwitschiae
Lineage: Eukaryota; Fungi; Ascomycota; Eurotiomycetes; Eurotiales; Aspergillaceae
Exons: 2
Coding region: 619-1128 (169 amino acids)
Source: RefSeq, a predicted model, not a curated record